AUUGACUCAUUUGUACAUUUAUUACUACAACAGCUGAUUUAAGGUUGUGUGAGUUUUACUGUUUUUAGAAUACAAAAUCUGCAAAUUAAUGAUUUUCUCAUUCUACAAAUGUGAAUUUGUUAUCCAUUGACUGUGUAUUCUUGCCUGUAUUUAGUUAUGCAUUAGCCAGACUUGCCUGCUUGCUUACUUAUUAGGUAACAAUAGUCAACCAAAAAGUGUUUCAGUGCACAUACGGGCAUGUGAGUAACAAUGUGAACCUCUCCUUUAAGUGUUUUGGGAUUGGAGGAUUUGUGCGAUGUGAUAGGAGGUUCAGGAGGAGACAGGAUGAUUAGGAGGCGGGGUAACCUGAGAAAUACCUCUCCUCGACAACUUGCUACCAAGCUGUUGACAUGGUAAAACUCACCUAGUGGGCACAGGCGAACCAAUGGAGGAUCACAUGACCUCAUCAGACACGACGGGUACCGGAAGCAGUUCUGCUACCAUGGCAACAGACUCAAUAGGAACCGGCCCGGAGCAGAGUGCAGGUUCAACCCUCCAGUUUGACAGCUACCUGAGGAACAGGAUCAGAGAGUUGGAGAGGUCAGAGAGGAGCCUGCUGCUACAGCUCUACCAGCUAGCCUCUGCCUCUCACCUCCCCAGCAUGCAACACUCUCAGAGGCUGGACCAGAGGCUCCACAUGCUCAGGGAGGAGGUCAGGACCAUGACCCAGGACAAGGAGCGAGGAGAGCGGGUUUGGAGGGACCGACUGCAGCGCUGUCAGAGGCAGCUGAAGGCCAAAGAAGAGGAGAUGAGUCGCCAGUCCCAGUACUUCGAGAACUUUAAAACACAACUCCAGCACAAGCUCAGCCUGACCCGGGACAGAGAGCAGAGCCUGCAGAACAGGAUCUACACUUUAGAAAAGAAGCUACUGGACAUGACUGUGAGCGCCGCCACUGGCAUCGCAACAAUCAGUGCAGUCAGAAUUACUGCCGGGACUGUAACACACUGGGAAGAACAAGAGAGGCUGCCUCCCAUGAGAGGAGAGGGUGAAGGAGAGGAGGAGAGAAAGGAGGAGAGGAGGAGGCAGUGGCAGCCAAGUGUGGGAAAUGAGAGAGAGGAAGGGCGAGACGGUGAGAAAGAGACACAAGGGGGAAGAGUCAAAGACUCAAAUGAAGCCAGGCUGCAAGGCUUCAUCCUGAGCCUGCAGGAGGAUCUCAGGGUGCUGCUGGAAAGAGAGGAGGAUGGGGUGACAGAGCGGAGAGGACUGAUGGAGCAGCUCCAGGAGGCCCAGGAGAGCAGCCACUUCCUGGGAUGCAAGGUGGAGGAGAUGAAGGCAGUGGUGCACCAGCUGAAGCUGUCUGAAAGCUCCUUGACGGAGGAGGUUGAAGAGCUGAAAGAGGAGAACCACAGAUUCCAGCAGAUCCUCAGGGAUCCAGCCAGUCAGUCAUCCACGGUGCCUGAGUCCACAUGCCUAGGUCCUGGGUCCAACACUCUCUCAUAUACCACUGCCAUGGGACAUUCCUCAGGGGGGAGCUCUGGAGAGAUACAUCUUACGUCGGAUGAGGGAACAGGCCAGCCUCAUUCAUCUGCAGUUCAACCUGUUCACCACCAGGUGGCAGCAGAGAGCAUGCAGAACAACACAGAGGAUCCCUCCUCAUCUGCCAAAUCAGAAACUCCACCUAAAAUCUUUCGCCACCUCUGCUCCAGCACCAACCCCAGCCUCCAGUCAUUCUCCUCGACUACAGAGACACAAGAUGAAUUUAAACUGGGGACUUGGUGCUCCAGAGGGAUCCUAAAUCUGGAGGAAAGGCGCAGUGAGGAGUCUGAUGCCCUGAGGGAGGCCUACAGGAGCUUGGGGUUGGGGGAGGAUCUCGAAGCACUUCAAAAACAACGUGACCGCCUGGAGGUCGCCCUGGAGCACACACAGCAGCAGCUGCAGAUGAUGGCUCAAGAGAAUACUCAACUGAAAUUACAACUCAGGAAACAAGAAGCAGAGGCGGAGCAGGGAUCUUCAAGAGAAAAGAUUAGCACACCACCCACCAGGGAUGGAGCUGAAGAUAACACCAUUCUCGCCCUCGCCCAGGACGAUCUUGUCCAGGCCCUGAAUCAGGAGAACCGGGCCUUGGCGGAUCGUAUUCAGGAGCUUCUGGCUCACAUUGAGCUCAGAGAAGAGGAUAUCAAGAGGGAGCAAACACAGCUGAAGGAGCGUAUCUCCAAGCUGGAGGAGGACAGAAUCGGGCUGGCAUUGGAGAACCAGGAACAAGAGUGUUUGAUUACAGAACUCACCAAGAAGACCGAGGAUGAUCUCAAUACCAUCAUGGAGCUGCAGCAAAGAUUAGCGGAGAGUGAACAGCGUUUGGAGGAAUCACAGGUCGGCAAGGAACUGUGUGGAUCUCAAUUGCAAAGUGAACACACAGCUGCAAUAUCAGAACGUUUUCAACAGAACAACCUAGAAGAAUGUGUGGACAGUUUGGUGGAAAGCGUGCUAAAAGGGGAAGAACCACAGUUGGUGUCCAGUCAACAACAAGACGAUUUGAGUGCAGCUUCAACACCUGGUUCUCAACAUGAUAAUCAUGAUGAUCCGCUGCAGAACAGCCUGCAAAGCAGUCUGCAUGGUAGUUCACUGACUGAUCAAGUGUGCCAGCUGACCAAGUCGGUCCAGAGCCUCAAAACAGAAGAAGAGGAACUGUCAGGCUGCAUAUAUUCUCUCAGAGAGCAGCAGAGAGAAGUAGCUCUGUCAGUCCAAACACAGACAGAAGUGAAACAGCAGUUAACUCGGACAGUUUGGGGACUGAAGGAGGAGAAAGAUAGUGUCUCUCAAUCUCUGGCUAGUCUCAAACAAGAGAGAGAGCAGUUUACCAGGACAUUCUGUGGGCUGAAGGACGAGAGAGACCAGCUUAUAAGGUCUAUGAGUGGCCUGAAAGAGGAGAAAGAGUCUUUAUCUGGUCUCCAAAGAGAAAAAGAGAAACUGCUAGAAUUUCUUUCAAGUGCAAAAGAAGAGAGAGAUCAGAUCAUGCCUUCACUUCAAAGUUUACAGACAGAGAGUGAGCAGUUAAGCCAGGCGGUGCUCUGUUUGAAACAAGAGAGAGACGAACUAACCAAUUCCCUCAAGUGUCUGAAGGAGCAGAGAGACGUGGAACAAUCAUCUUACACUUCACAAGAAGACCGAGACAAGUUAAUGAAAUCAGUUAGCAGUCUGAGAGAAGAUAAAGAAAGAAUUGAACAUUCAAUCAGUUGUUUGAAACAGGAAGAAAAGCAGAUAAAGGUAUUACUUCAGGGCCUGAGAGAGGAAAGAAACAGCCUCCAAACUGCUCUGCCCAGCCAAACGCAAACAGAGGGGAGGAAUCAGAAGCAGCAUCUGCUGAAUCCAAACAGUGGCUUUACGACAAAGAAGACAGAGACCCUUGUUGGGACACAAAGAUGUCACACCUAUGACCACAGAGGAUACUCUCUACAGGAGCAAAGUGAUCUGAUGAGGGAGAUCGAAGCUUUGGGAUCAGAACUAAAGAGGUCACGAGACGAACUGGACAAGAGCCAUGCAGAUACCAAGAGGCUGCACAGUGAAUUGUGUCAAUCAGAAACCAGGAGGGAGGAGGCAGAGAGAAAGGCAGCCCGAGCAGCUGACAAGGUGGUGAGGUUGACAGAUGUAGCCAAUCAGAUGGAAGAAACCAGAAUGGAAAACGACAGCCUCAUAACCCAGGUGAACGAGCUGCAGAGCAAACUGACAGGCCUGAUGAGGGAAAAGACUGAUGCUCUGUCACUAAAGGCACAAAUAGAGGAGCAAUACAACAUCCUCACAGCUCAGCUCAAAGCUAAGACGGUGGCUCUGGAGGAGCUAAACUCGGAGUAUAUUGCUCUAAAACGAGGGCAUGGCAGCAAGGAUGAUCCGAGCGUCAUUCUUAUCUCCCUCAGGACACGUUACAACGACAUCAGAGCGAAGUAUGAUGCACUCCUGAAAAAGAUGAGCCAGCCGGAUCUGGAAACAGCUCCUUUAAAAGCCAAGCUGUCGUGCCUGGUGGUGAAGUGUCAGGAGAGGAACAGCUUGUUGGUUCAGAUGAUGAAGUCCAUGCACAGACACGGCUGUGUGGACUCCACACUCACGCAGCAGGUUGAUCAGCUGCUCAGUGACGCUGCUCUGCAGGACUACACUGCAGCGUUCACACUGGGGAGCAACGUGAAGACCAGAGAUUACAGCACUGGGUUUACACCAAGAUUUAUUUCUAAAUUCCAAGACUACACCAGUGGAUUCACACCGGAUCAGACCUGCUCUGAUAUAUCCCCACUUCUAAAUCAACAACACCAAAAUGGAUUCACACCUGAAUCUGGAGUAAAAUGUAGAGAACUAAUAAGUGAAAACCACACAUCUUUAGUCACCACUAAAUCCACAACAAACCAUCUAGACUGCCGUAGUGAAGUCACACUUGAACCAACAGGAACACUAAAGAAAGAUGCCAACUCACAUGUGCCAACCUCCCCAGUGCAAGAGCAUGCCAGUGUCCAAGCAACACCAUCACCUGUUGUUCCAGCAAUAAAAGAGAGCUUCAUCUCCAAUACAGCACAGCUCUCUCCCUCUGCCAGUGGACCAGAGAAAUUUGGAUUUCAUCACUCAGAUGUGAACGGGAAGUCCUCCACAGAGCCGACCAGAUCGACUGGAUCCUCACUGAGUCCGACUCCUAACUCAUCCAGCGCACAUGUCAGUCCGAGCAGGAGGCUGAGUAGUCCCGAGAAGAUCAUCAACCUACAUGAGCAACUGCAGAAGACUCUGAUGAGCAGCUAUCAGGCUCCAGUGAGCAGAGGAAGAGGACAGCAGCGCAGGAAAAGUCUUUCAUGUUCAGCUCCUGCAGACCUGAAACCAGCCUCCCAGACAAAGAAGCAGAGCCUCAGUUCCAACAUACCACACACCAACUCUCCCCCAGUCAGCGCUGCUGCCAGCCAAGCUAAGCACACUCCAGCAGUGACAAACACCACACUUUUUAAUGCAGUCGCCUCUCGAUCUGCUAAUGUUACAAUCAGUCCCAACAUGUUUACUAACCAUCACUUUAAAGCAGACGCAUCUAAAACUGCAACAUCUGCUCUUUCUAGUGGGAGGGGGACUAAUAUGACAACAUCCCCAAAACUGGCAAAGAAAAUCACUACUAUCCUCGACAAAUCUAAACACACAGCUUCUCCUCCUUUAACUCUGAAGACCACUACCUUUGACUCUGAUGUCUUAAUAUGUUCUAAUCCAAAAAACACUGCCUCAGACACAACUGCCCCUAGCGUAUCAACUGCCCUCGAGGCUAAUCAUUUUAACACGCCUUCUAAAACGGAUGGUGCUGCACCUACACAUUGUGGACUUGUAUUUGCGCCAUCCUACACUCCGCCUGCUCAUUGCUCUCCUGAGAGAUCCAACAAGUCUGCCAGAAAGGCCGCCGCCAAAACAGCAAGACCCAAACCAGAAGCUCCGGCCGAGGUUCGCUCUGUUGAGGUCAUCAAGACAGUGGGCCAGAGCAGCCUCAUGAUUGGCUGGGAGAGGCCGCCACUCGACGAGCUGGGCUGCAGUAACGGCACAUUUGUGUACGGAUACAGGGUGUUUGUAGAUGGGGACUUCCACAAAUCUGUCAUGAGCUCAGCGUGCACCAAGUGUAUUCUGGAGAACAUCGACCUGAGUGUCCCAGUGCACAUCAGUGUCCAAACGCUGGGAUCUAAUGGUCUCAGUUCAAACUUUGUUCACACCAUGUACAGGACUUCAGUCAGAACACACCACCACUGACUCUCUGUGUCCUGACGACAGCAAACAUAAUGCUGGCAAAGGUCCACAACGCACAGCCAUCUAUAGCUGCAGCCCUCCGAGGGGCCGUCCUAACCUCCACCUCAGCAGACAGCGAGGGGAGACACCGUCACGCUGCUGGGAUACCCUCAGGCUCAGGUCAACCAAUCAGAACCAUCUCACGUUUGUCUCACUUUACCAGCCUAUAUGAACACGUGGUGACCUGUGGCCCGCCGCUAAACCUCAGAAACGACUAACUGAAGAUGUCAUAAGAUAAGACUCCUGCCUCUGCGCUGAGAGUUAAUCUGCAUGUUAAAGCAGAUUGUUGGAAGAACUUCCUGUUUCAGAUUCACCUCCUGUAUGGAUAUUGUGACUGCCAGGUGUUUGGACGCCAAUCAAACAAAUCCUGACAAACUGAUAAAAAAAUGAUACUUUACUACAAACUAUAUGAAGCCAAGAUCAAUCACGUUGUCAAAAGCUGCCUGUGACUUCAACAUUUACUAACAUUGUUCCACCAGGACAGAACAUGUUGGAAGGACGUCUGCAUCCGCUGCACAUUUUAACACUGUGUUAAACACCGAGAUGUGUCAUGUUGCUACAUCGGAGAUCCCCGCUGCUGCCUCUUUGGACUCUGUGACAUGAACAGCUGGCUAAAGCGACACUUACUGUUAAAAAAGCCUUUUUUUAAGCAACACAUACUGUAUAAUGUCCGGACGCAACAUUGAGGUCAUCUUACUUGAUUUUUACACAUGAAGCCAAAUAUGAGAAAAAAUUAUUCACUCCAAAGACUCAUCUGUUUUCUUCUCCUCACAGGUCUACGGGAUUUUUGAAUUUGCACACAGUCAUAAUUGAUAUCUAAAAAAAAAAAAAAAAGAGAUUAUCACUGAUAUUUUUUGUAGAGAAUAUUAUAAAAAAUAUGCCAAUGCACCACAAACUGUACGUCUUUUUGUAUGAAACUUUGUUUGUCAUACCUAAUAGAUGUCAGGUUUGCACGCUCAUAUUGUUUUAUACACACACUUAUGGUGUUCUUUUGGUACUUACUGUAUGUACGGGUGUGGCGUGAUCAUGGUGCAGCAAAGGUAUUUUUCUAUCAGUAAUAGAAAAUAUUGAUUCCACAUUGAUUCCUUACGACUGUACAGAGAAUAAAUGUUUAUAUGAUAUUAACUGUCA
Molecule: messenger RNA, 6898 nt
Organism: Sebastes umbrosus (honeycomb rockfish)
Lineage: Eukaryota; Metazoa; Chordata; Actinopteri; Perciformes; Sebastidae
Product: centromere-associated protein E-like
Exons: 18
Coding region: 425-5731 (1768 amino acids)
Molecular function (GO): protein binding
Source: RefSeq, a predicted model, not a curated record